UUCAAGAAACCAUAUUGCUGACCCACACCAAGGUGAAUGGAAACAAAUAAACAAUGUUAUUCACAAUUAAUUUGGGGUUUGGUCGUUAAAGUUGAUGUUACGCUUCAAGAUGGAUGAUGAAAAAGGCACAGAAAACAAUGAUUUAAGAUGAGAUAACCAAAAACAAUGGAAAUGUGAAACUUAGAAAUCACGAAAUAACAAAUAGCAUUGAAGUCAAUAAGAAAUAAACUUUGCCAUUGAAUGUAAACAGAAAGGAGUCAAUUAGUGAAUUUGGCAUGAUUCAGGUAUUCCAAAUUAGCCAUUGGUGUUUUACAAUCAGUGAAGGAACUUGAAAUUACUUUAAUCUAUUACCAAAAUAAAUGACCAGAUACUUAACCGUUGUAAAACUUUAUAAUGUCUAAUAUUUUGAUUUUUUAUUUGUCCAAUGAGAAGGCAAUCAAAUAGAAACGCGCUCAAUUUGAUUUUAUUUUUGGUGAAAAGUUUCUUUUCCAAUUUCGUUUUUAAUUUUAAUUUGGUUUAUUAUUGUGAUGUAAUUAAUGUUCCAUUGGAUUAAAAAGAUGAGUUUUAACUCACCAACAUCAAGUUUAGCAACGCAAUCAAUUAAAAUGUUGUAUAAACCUCAUGAUGAGAAUGGUAAUCAACUGGAAAUUGAGAUACCCAAAAAUGAAUCGACCAACAAUAGAAGAUUCAAUUGGCCAAGGAAACGAUUUGCUCUUGAAAUUGGCUUCUAUUCCAUGACCUUAUUGGCAACCAUCUUUUUACUGGUGAUUGUGUAUACAUUAACGAGACAAUCUAUUAACUCCGAUCAUCAUAGAUGUCCUACUGUGACCAUUUUAAGGCCUAGAGAAGAGAGUGACUCGUUGGACGCCAAAGGAGCACACAGAAGAACCUACCCUGACCCAUCAGACCCUUUGUAUGCUCUAUGUGGUCCAUGUCCUAAGACUCCUUGCCCUGAAUGUCCUAAACAGGCAACCUGUCCAUCUUGUCCAACCCCACCGCAGACGAUCAUAAGACCAGAGGAAACCUCGUGUCCAACAAGUCCCAUUGAACCAACUUGUCCUCCUUGCUUUGCUUCAACUAAUCAAUCCAGCUUUCAGGAACAUUACAAUGAAACAUACAACGAAACCACUGUCACCGCUUCAACUAUGUCUACCUUCACUUAUACUGAAGACUAUCGGAGCGAAAAUCUUUGCCUUACAAAAAAUUGUAUCAUUCAGGCAUCGGAUAUUUUAAAAAUGAUAGACACUGAAUCGCCAACCUGUCACAGUUUUCACAGUUUUGCUUGUCAUGGAUUAAUCUCAAAGAAAUCUAGUCGAUAUGGAAAAAAUAAGGAAUCUCAAUCAGCUGAUGAUUUAACCAAUUUUCACGGUGUUUUAACUGAAAUGACCUCAACAAACGCAAAAGAGAAACCAAUUGUUGGAGAGAUUUGGAACUUUUAUCAAUCUUGUUUAAAUGAAGAUGCCAUUGAACGUAAAGGAAAGGAACCAUUGAAGGAAGUCAUCAGCUCAAUGGGAGGUUGGCCUGUACUUGAACUUGGAUCAACUUGCACAUCAAACUAUGAUCUGACCGAAACCCUAAUUAAAUCUCAUCAAUUAGGAACUCUAAAUUCAAUGUUGUUUUCAUUCAACUUAAAUUUUCUAAGCGACUCAUCUGGACAAGAUACUCAAAUCAAUAUCAUGAUUUCAUCUCCAUCUCUUGGUAUGGGCUCGAUCGGACCUUAUAUAGCCAAAAAGUGGGGAAGUUAUUAUGAGAUCAUGAUUGACACGGCUCUUAAACUAGGCGCUUCAAAGCAAAGUGCAUUGAAAUCGAUGAAUCAAGUUUUAGAGUUUGAAACUAAAAUUGCUCAGAUAAUUGCUCGUGAAGAGUUGAAAAAUACUUGGACAACAAUCAAUUUAUACCAAAUGAAUAUGAUUUUUCCCAGUAUUGAAUGGCCUAAAUAUUUGAAGAUUGUUACUGGUUCCAAUUUAUCUGGAGAUGAAAAAAUUAACAUUACAAGCGUUGAAAUGUUGAAGCAAAUCAACGAGCUGCUACUUGUCACUGAUCGAAGCACAAUCUGUGAUUUCAUCCUUUGGCGAAUCGUCUUGGACUGUUUACCUCGAUUGAAUCGUUUCUGGCGACAAUUACAUAUGAAUUCAAUAAAAAGCAACAACAAUGAUAUAGCAACUCGAAAGGAAAUUUGUGAUCGACAAGUAAUUUCAUAUUUUCACAAUUUACUUCCCUUAAUAUACUUUAAGGAGCAUUUUGAUGAUUUGGAAUUGAUUGGGUUUAAAUCAAUGGUAAAUCAAUUGACUGAUCAAGCUAUAAAUACUCUGCCUUUGGUUCUUUCAUCCAAUUCAAGCAAUGAAAUUGUUAAUCGGAUCAAAUCAAUGAGAGAUUAUGUUGUUGACAUACAUAAAUUGGUUUCAUCAAAUGCCAUUGAAUCCAUGUUUACAGAGCUUAAACUAUCAGAAGCUGAUUAUUUCAAUAAUAUGCUUGAGCUUACCAAAUUCAAUCGUAAAUCUGUCAUGGAAUCAUUAAAAUCAACUGAUGCAUCCAUUUUACGAUAUCUUUUCUUGGAUAACAAAUUUCUCAAGCAAAUACGAAACAAUUCAAGAAAUUUACUGACCAUUUUAUCAAAAAUAGCCAACUGGUAUCAAGCUUUGACUGAUCUCAGUUUCCUCAAUUAUUCAUCAAUUGGCUUGGAGAUUUUGCAUUCAUUUUUUUCAUCUUUGUCUCAAACUAAUGUUAAUCCGAGCGAUUCCCAAGGACAGUUGAUUGUUUCAUCCUCAUUAUCCAAUUUAUCACUCACAAUCAACUCUAAUAAUACUAAUUUAUCGUGUAAAUUAUUGUCUUACAACAACACAACCACAAAAGCUACAGUUAAACGCCAGCUGAUCAUUGACUAUCUCAUUUAUACAAUAGUUGAGAAGUCAUUCAUUGCUGAUACAAAAGGUAGCAAGGAAAGUAAUUUAUAUCUUCCUGGUCUUGCUUUUGAUGCAUUACAACUUUUUUACAUUAAUUUAGAAAAGACAUUGUGUAUGAAAACACCCUUCAUACUAAAAGAGGGUAAACUAGCGAUUGAUCCUCUUAAAAGACUUGACUUCAUUUUAAAUCAAUCUGAAACCUUCAAGGGAUCCUUUGGUUGUUCCUUGGAGCCUAACCAUUGUGAUGUUAACACAACCGCCAUUGGAAUACAAACAAAUGAGAAUCCGAAAGCAUCACCAAAUCAUCCAGGAGAAGCUAAAGUCGACAAUUACCAAAAUGAAGAAAUUAUCAUUGCUCCAUUACCAGUGAAAAGUGUUACCAAUAAUUGUACAAAUUGUCAAUCAUUACGUAUCAUGGAAAGACCUCAGCAGUUUAGAUGUCCAUUACUUAAUCGACGUCAAAUCACUUUAUGAAAGACACAAUCAGCAAAAACAAGAAUCGAAAUGGCUAUUGUUGCCAUGUUUCUCCUUGCUUCCAGUUAAUACGGUUAAUCCUAAUCAUCUUGAUCAAUCAAAUUGUAUUUACAAAUUGUAUAUACGUUUAUGUGCGUGAAAGAGAGUUACGAAAGCUUAUCCAGAUGAUCAACUAUCCGAUUAAUCUGAUUCUCUUGGUAACCUUUAAUGCUUCUUCGUGGAUUCAAUUGACUUUUACAAUUUCCCAUCUGCUUAUUACAAACAUAUUGAUGAGCUUGAUUAUGGCCAGUCCUUUGACUUUGUUUUUUGAUUACCUGAGAAAAUGAAGGUGCAAGAAAAAAUAGAUUAAUAAUCGAUAGCACAAAUUUCAAAUUAGUUAGAUUCAAAGCACAAUUAAGUAACUCAGCAUUACUCAACUAAAAAUUUUCUUUCAGUUACCAUUUAUGUGAUCUUGACGUGAUUAUUUUUAGACUUUUGUUUUGUUUCCACCAAAUAUAAGAUUAUAAGAUUCAUUCAAUUUUCCUUUUUGCCUGCUAUCUCCUUUGGUUUUCACCCUCUGCUUAUCAUCGUCAUUACUUUUGAUUGUUGUUAUUGUUAUUAACAAUUUACUUUCUUAUGUUGUGGUUGUGUUUCCUACCAAAAUACCACAAUUAUUUCAAUAAAACAAAAGCGUCAGAUUUUGUUUUCAGAUAAAUUGCCAUCAAGGAAUCCUUAACAUGUGAUAAUUAAAAAAUCAACAGCUCACAAUGACAUUGGAAAACAAUCAAGUCUUCAAUUGACAUAGACCAUAACUAAUUACAUCCAUAGUAUAAAUUUAAUUUCUCUUUUCUUCUUUUUCUUCUUCCAUAUGAUUUCACAGACUUUGAAUGUUUAGUUCUCCUGUUGUGAAAAAGUCAACGUCAUUGUAUUAACUCGAAGAGACAGCAUACAGCAACAAUCAAUGUUGUUUUCAAUCAUUACCAAAAUUGUGUCUCUCUAAGCACAGCAAAAGACUCUUCAUUUCACGGCCUUGCGUGACGCCAUUGUUAUCAUUCAGUAUGGUAUUCCAAAUCAUUAAUAAAAUUAACAUUUCUUAAAGAUGAA
This is a messenger RNA of Tetranychus urticae (two-spotted spider mite), 4460 nucleotides long. Its product is annotated as membrane metallo-endopeptidase-like 1. NCBI's taxonomy places the organism in Eukaryota, Metazoa, Arthropoda, Arachnida, Trombidiformes, Tetranychidae. The record is from RefSeq and is a predicted model, not a curated record. Gene Ontology annotation, biological process: protein processing. Gene Ontology annotation, molecular function: metalloendopeptidase activity. Gene Ontology annotation, cellular component: plasma membrane.